AUGGAAUCAGAGGGGGAAGGAGAAGAAGCGCCCACGCAGGCGGCGGCGGCGGCAGCGGCAGAAGAAGGCGGCGAUGAGGCUGACCUGCUGGCUCUCCUUCAGCGCCUGGGGCUGGCGCUCUCGCCCUCGUCGUCGCCAUCCACGGGCGACAACAACGGCCAAGCCAGCAGCAGAGGCGACGGCUGCGGCGGCGGCGGCCGCGGCAGCAGCCCCAUGCCGCGAGCGAGCAAGCCCGCCGUGCCGCCGCCUUCGCCGACGGCGGCGGCGACGACGGCACCUGCGCCCAUCAACGGAUCUCAGGCGGCGCCGGGGAUAAGCGCCGGCAAGAAGGUCCCCGGUUCCUCUGGGGCGGCGGAAUGGGCUCCUUGGCAAAGCACCCACAUCCAGCAGCAGCAGAAGCAGAAGCAGGUACCGUCCGCGGGGAGAAGGGUGAAUAACCAGCCCCCGAGAAGCAGCGGCCGUAGGAACGGCGCCGGCCACAGCCACAGCGGCCACGAGAGAUCCCAGAGCGACGGCGGGGUUCGCCCGGCGAACCGGUACCCCCACCGCUGCGGCGGCGGCAUCGGCGGCAGCAGCAGCCUCGACAUGGACGACCCCUCGCAAAGCGUGGGGAUGCAGGUGGGAACGGCGGCGGCUGCCGCCGCCUCCACCGUCACUGCAGAAAACGCCUGCCAAUCAAGUACUAGUAACGGCGGCGCGUCGUCGCCAUCGGCCGCCGUCGGUGGCGACGGGGUUAGCACGAGCCCCGCACGGGCGAGGGGGGGCUCCGCAACAGCAGUUUCCAAGAACGAGGGGGGGGGGCUGGGGAUGGCGGCGGCGGCCGCGGCCACGGCGACCGCGGCCACGGCGACAGAAGACGGGAUGGUGGACCUCAUGCGGCGCGAGAUAACGGCGCGGGAAGCCCUGCUCCUGGGACCGAUCUUGUGGGCGGCGACCGGGGUUACCUGCCUAAAGCUGUGCUACAACCACCUGAGGGACGGCGGGGCCGAGGCUGUGUCUGGGGCGAUCGAGCGACACCCGUCGCUGCACACGAUGGACUUGGGAUUCAACGGCAUUACCGACCAGGGGGCAGCUAGCCUGGCGAGGGGCCUCGCCCACAACAGCUCGCUGCGCACGCUCUACCUCAGCGGGAACUCCAUAGGGGCGGCGGGGGCCGGCGCUAUCGCGGACGCGCUGGCGCGCAACACGGGCCUAACCACCCUCCAUCUGUCGAUCUGCGACGAGGGCCUUGCCGGACUGGCUCGUGCGGUGGCGAGGAACACCUCGAUCCGGCUGCUCGAGCUGUGCUUCAACCGGAUCACCGCCGCGGGGGCGGAGGCGCUGGCCAAGUCCAUCUGGGGAACCACGGGGCUCAGGGCGCUACGGUUGGACAACAACCAGGUGGGAGAUCGUGGGGCUCAGGCGUUGGCGAUCGCACUCCCCACCUUGGGGCUCGAAACUCUGGACGUUGGAUUCAGCCACGUCGGCACGGCGGGCGUCGCCGCCCUGAUGCAGGCCACGGCGAACAGUCCCUCGUUCACGAGCUUGUCUCUGAGCGGCAAUGCUCUCGACGCGGAGGCAGCGAAGGCAAUACAGGCGGCGCUUGCACAACCCAGGUGCUCUUUGCGUUGCCUUUACCUGGACCACACCUCCCUCGGGAGGGCAAGCGAGGGAUUCAUCGCCAACGGGGUGCUGUCCAACCGCUCCCUGGCGCUCGUCACCCUCACGGGAUUCCGCCUGGGGUCAUCGUUCGCCAGGCUCGGUAUGCCGCCGCAGGUGGCGAACUUCUCGAACGACCAGGCUUUGGAGCAGCAGAAGGCGAACCCGCCGGGGGUGAGAGAGGGAGCGUUAGGGGCGGCCGCCGCUACUGGGCACCACGGGGGCGGCAGCGGAGGGAGGCAUCAUCCCGGGGUUCCGAGGAGAGCGGUGUCAGAGGACGCUGGGUGUCGAGGAGGGGUCGGUAGCGGCGGCGGCGGUGGAACGGAGAGAGCGGCGGCGGCGGCGGCUGUGCCAGAAGCGCUUCGUGCUUCCCUGGUUGAAGCUCUGCAUCAGAUUGCCCAGUUGCCUUUCAGCGCGGCGGAGCUCUGGAGCCUCCACCAGCACUACUUCAGCCCUCCCCUGGACCACCACCCAUCCCCGUCUUCCCGCUCGUCCCCGACCUCCGCGGCGUCCACGCCGUCCCCGUCCACGUGUCCCUCGAAAGCCGGUCCCGGCAGGACUUGGGCCGCCGCUGCCGCCGCCGCCGCCGCCGCUUGCGGCGGCGGUUUCCCAAACGGGUUGGCAACAGCGAGGGAUACAGAAGGUCGUGGCAGCAACCCUGCAGGUGUGCUGGGGCCGCCGGGCGGGGGUAGCCGCGGGUGUAGCGGCGACGAGGACGCCGAGGUCGGGGCGGGCGCGAGGAGGAGCCGGCGGUCGGCUUCGAUGGGGCAGGAGCAGGACCUGGAGGUGGACAGCCCGCCGCCUCCGAGCAAGCGCUACCGCAACAACAGCGCCGGCGCCAGCAGCAGCAGCAGCAGCUCCUCCCCCUCAACCAAGACUAGGAUCGCGUGCUUUCCCUCCGUCGAGGCUCGUGUCCGUGCUCUCAAGUCCAAGCCCGAUGAUCGGGGCAUCUUGACCGUCCUGCGGCAGCUCAAGCACCUCCAGACGGCCUCGGAGGAGGGAGGAAAAGAGGUCGGCGGCGGCGGCGGUGGUGGCAGCAACAGUGAUCCCGCCGCAGGGGGGGGGGUGGUAGACGACGGGGCGCUCGGCCCAAAGAACGACGUGAAGAACGUUCUCAAUAACGUUCUCACGGACGCACAGAUCGAGAGGAUCCUUCUGGAGGAGCUCUGAAGUGUUAGAGCCCGUGGUGUCUGUACGCACUGCGCUUGGCGCUGCUGCGGUGUUGGAUGACGGGCGAUCGAAGCUCGCCUUCCUUGCCCUCCAUUCUUCCCCUCUCUCCUGCAUACAUUUUUGACCAGUAGUAUAGGUUCUCAUGUUGUCUGCUGUUUUUUUUUUGUUGGCUGUGACACUUCGGUUUCAUUUCACUCUCAGGGUGGUGUUCCCGUGUGUAUUUAUUUAUUCUCCGUGUCCGUCUCGGUGCGGCAAUCUCCGAGCAUUUUCUUUAUUGGCUUAGCGUCUUGUACGUUAAAGAUCGCGCGGAAGAUCCUAAAAACAAGCGGCCCUCGCCGCCACCCCUCUCCGCUCCUACGGCACUAAGGCAGAGAGGGGGUGCAGGAGAGGUGGAAGGCGUGUCGUGUCCGUGUUUUUUUUUUCGUCUGGUCUUCUGGCGGAUUGGUUGGUUGGUUGGUUGGUUGAUUGCACUGCGCGAUUCGCGUGAAGCGGCUUGCCUGGGAAUCAAUCCAGUCGUCGAAGUUACUGGAUGGGGGGGGGAGGGGGGGAUCCACCCGGUCCACAAUGCUGUUCAUCGUUCUUACGUUUUAUUUCAAAUCGUUGGUGCUUUUCUUACGGGUGGGACAUUUCGAUUUCAUGCCUGGGCUUUCGCCCACAAUUUUGCCGCUGAUAUUGUACGGGGGGUGGGGGGAGGAGGGAAGGGUUGCGGAGCGAAAGCUCCCAGUUUUGCGUUGGGUCCUUGGCGGGUUGCGUUUCAGUAUUGUUCUUGUCCUGUCCUUGGGGUUUAAGUAUGGUUGCCAGCAGAAGCCCUGCACUGAUUAUAGAAUGCACAUGGUGCGGGGAAAUAAUGCGUUGGGGGGGGGGGCGGGGCGUGUGUAUUAGUGUUUUUCUUGCGAGUGUUGGCCUUUCGGCCCUCACAUAUGUAGGGUACAUAUGCAUACGGUUCCGCCGGGCCCCCCGGUUUGGUUCACUUCACUUAUUUCUUGUUGGUUGUUCGAGUACGUGUAAUUUCUCGUGGAAUUUUUGCCCCGCUAGCCUCCGAAGAGUGAGUGUACUUGUAACAUAUUUCCCUGCUGCUGCUAUUCGACAUGCCGCCAUUAUCAGCCACCACGUCGGAUCGCUUCUUUUUUUGCCCUCUGUUGCGUCUAGAGUUUCCGCGGUUGGUUGUUGUGUAGGUUCGGUUUCGUCGGACUGGCCUUGGCGCAUUUUGGUAGCCAUUUCGCCUGGUGCGGUGUUGGUCGGGUGUGAUUUGUGUAGGCAUCGAUCGCUGUCGGUCCUCCUUGCCAACGGAAAGACUAGGACCGAGAGGAGGAGAGAGAUGAGAUUGGAAGCCCCGAGGGCGGACAACAUCAGAUCGCCGCCCGUGACUGGCUCACUUCCUCGGCUGCCGAGUGUUGUAGCAGUCAUGCGCGGCAUGUGCAGUAUCUCAUCGUGCUCGCGCGUGUCGCAAGACAGGGGCGUGCGUGCGUGCGUGCGUGCGUUGUUCACCAAGGGAUCUGGAAAAAAAGUAGCUAUUUCGAGCUUGAAUUUUGUUGAUUGCUUUGGCGAGUAUUAAGAGUAGCUUUUUUGCAAAGCACCCCUAUUUGGAAGUAGCGUUUCUCGUUGUCAAUUGCGUCAGAUUUUUGGGCCUCCUGUCUUUCAGUGAACAAAGCACAGCCGGGGUAGUAGUUUUUGACGAGGUCUUGUUUUUUUUUUUUGCGAUUCUGCUGGAAAGCCACCUGCUCUGCUUGGAAAAACCUCGGUUUCGCGUGCGUACGAGGCGUUGCUUCUACCGUGUGUCCUGGCCUCGCCACCAUCAGCAUCAGCAUCAGCAUCAGCAUCUUCUUCGCGGGACACACUUGUAUAUAGUAUAGGAUACGUGCUCAGCAAGAGUGCAUAGGACAGAGUUGAGGCACUCGCUCGUCUAUGGCUGCUGCUAUUAAUAGUCGUGUCCGCUUCUCCAUUCUCUUUAUUGUUUUUUCCUCUUUUUGUCCUUGGCGUUUUUGGUUUUUGGUGUGUGUGCGAGGGAAUACAAUCAAUCAACAAAACAAGGCGACGUGUUUUGAUGUUGGUUUCGAUUUAUAGUACUUGUAGUGGCGUGUGUAUUUCGAACGGCGUUUUUGUCUUGUGCUUUGGCCCUGUUCUCACGGCAUUUCGUACGUGCUUCGACCGAAGUUUGAGACGGAAUAUGGCAGGCGCCUACCACGCGAAAGCUUCUUCCGCCUGUGUAGGUGCUGCUAAUGUUACAUGGCAGCGACGUCUGUCUGUAGUGCAUGCAGCUGCUCGUAAACUAGUAAGGAGCAGUUAUAGUGAGUGAAAAAUUUGGCUCCCGUGCAUGAUGUGUGUGUGUGCGUGUUUUUUUUUUUGUGUUUCUUCUUUUUUUCUUUUCUCUUUUGUGCCUGCCUGUUGGUCUGUUUAUUUAUCCGCUCGGUUCUAUUUACUGGCCACCGCCUGCGCGCGCGAUCAUCAUCGAGAGCUAUACCUCGGCAGACGCACGCACAGCAGUACGAGAUGCCGUGCAGUAGACCGACAAGGGGGCCGGGAACGCGAAGGCACGACGAGGCUACAAGUAAUUUAGCGUAGUAGUGCACGCCUCCCUCGUGCAAUCACUACUCCUUGUUUUUUUUUUACAGAUGAGCACGACCGGUUUGUUGUUGUUGUUGUCUGAGAAGGAUGGAGUCCUUGAUGGCGGGGGGGCAGGGGCGCAAUUUUUUGUUCCAUGGACCAGAAGAAGAGGGAGUGUGGAUUUCUGCCAGAUACAGCAAAACGGGGGAAGGGCCACGAAGUUGUUGUGUGGUGAAACGGUGAGAGCAUGGGGGCAGCAGGGGGAGAAGAAGCUGCUGCUUUUGUCGGCCCGUCAAUCUGUCGGCGGACACAGCAGUGCACGUCUAGGGGUGGUCGAAGGCUCGUCACAGGCUGAGAUUAUUAUCGUCUUUUAAACAACCUCUCUCUGCGUGUGUCGCUCUCCUCUUGCACAUUGUCCCGUAAUUUUUUUUUUUUUUGUGUUGUUGGCUUGAUGAUGGUUGUUGGUGAAGUAGGGUGAACGGGAGCGACAAUGCUGUUCUGGCUUGCUUGUUCAAUCGCUUUGCAGGACCCAAGCCCACUGUGCAGCAAAGUCGUACCCCGAAAACUGUUCGGGAUCACGGCGUUCGUUGCAGCAAGCAGCUGUAGCUGCAAAAGUACCCGUCGAUUUUUGAGUUGAUCGUGUACGGGCAACGUGUAAGUAAAUAAGGACACUAUUUAGUCUCAACAGCUGGGGGUCCGCAGCGGAUAGCCUCCUAUGUUGAUGAUGCUGCGUUAUAGCUCUGGGUAGCAAAAGUAACUGCUGGACUCUAAAGGGAUAGGAACAGCGGGAGAUGGGUGGAUGGGAGGGAGCUUUUGAGAGAGGGGUGGGGCAGCGAGAAAGGGAAUUGGGUAUUGUCUGUCGAUCGUCUGUGUUUGUGAUGGUGAUUGAGGAAGAUGGAUAGUGAAUGUUUUCGCGGACAGACGCGGCACCAACAAAUUCACGCUUUGAUUCAUUUUUAUUUUGUCCUGAAACGACGGUAGGUAUGCAGAGGUAUCUACAUGCGCACGGUAUUGUCGGGCGAGGUCUCCUUUUGGUGUGCGAUUCAAGUAUGGUCUUUUGAGUACUCUAGUGCUGUGGUGUUUGGA
Messenger RNA from Ectocarpus siliculosus, 6438 nucleotides. Lineage: Eukaryota; Phaeophyceae; Ectocarpales; Ectocarpaceae. The record is from the annotation of a GenBank genome assembly.